Molecule: messenger RNA, 1228 nt
Organism: Paramecium sonneborni
Lineage: Eukaryota; Ciliophora; Oligohymenophorea; Peniculida; Parameciidae
Source: the annotation of a GenBank genome assembly
AUGAAUAAUCAAGUAGAUAAAAAUCACCUUCAUUCUAAUUUCUGGUAAAGAGUAGAAGAAGAAUAACUUGGUGUUUCAUUUAAGGCUUCAUGGUUAAACAAAAUUACUGAGGAUGCUGAAAUUCAAUAUGUGAAGGAAUUUAAAGUAUUUACUAAUUCGUCAUCUAGAAAAAAACUGCUAAAGAUAAAUUUAAACAUAUUCUUCAAGUUCCUUUGAUUGUAACCGAUAAACAAUUUUUACGUAGACGUAAAACCUUUUAGACUUAUACUAAAAAUGCAACAUUAGAUUUAUAUUAUCUAUAAUUAAAAAAAGCUAAAGGUUUAGGAAAAACCAUUUCAGAAAAAGCUGAUUAUAAUCAAGUGAUCUAACAAACAAAGAACAAUCGAUUAUAAAAUGAGUAUUUUAAUACAUUCAAAAAGAAUUAAGGAGUUAUGUUUAUAUAUUUUAUCAUAUCUUUUAGGUAUGACAAUACAUUAUGGUCAGACAGAUAUUAUAAUGGAAUAAUAUAGCAAUCAAGACUUGCAAACUUAUAAAAGGUUUUACAACGUAACAAAUUUAAAGGUAGAGAAGAACUACUUGCUUAAUUUGAGCAGUUUUUUGCUAGUAAAUAAUUGGUACCUACUGCAAGAAAGUCUGUACCUGAACUAAUAAAGGAAGUCUCUAAUGCUUUUGGAGAAGUCCUACCUAAAACAGAAGAUUAAGACGAAAAGCAAGUUCAUUAAUAUUUUUAAUAAAGGAAGUUCAUGUGAGAGAAAAGUCUAUAGAUACAUAAAGAAAUGAUGCAAUUCUUAAUUUAAAUACUCAUCCUUGUACUUAAUAGGCCACUCUUAGAACUAAUACAGAACCUAGACCAUAAACUCAUCAUAAUUAUCAUUCUUAAUACAGUAAACUGAGUUUUGAUUUCAUGGAUUCAAAUACUAGAUGUUCUACUCAUUAAGUAAAACAAAGAAAAUUUAAGUAAAAUGCUGUCACUAGAAUCAAACACAUUCUUACUUAAGCUGAUGUUUAACUUGAAAAUAAACAAGUAUUUAAGUAAUUCAUUUUCUAAUACUUUUCUAGAUAAUUGCAUGAAUUCUAAGAACUAGAAAACAAUUAAGCUACUCAUCGAUCUGAAGUAAUCAAAGCCAAAGUCUAAAGGGAAUAAUUAAUAAGUGCUUUUUCAAAUAGAAAUAAUGUAGAUGUCAGAAAGAAAUUUGAAAAAAAGAAAGUAUAUACAGAAAUUAUUUGA